GCAAACCAAUAAAGCAUAUAUAUGCUUUUACACUAACAAAAUGUACAGGGAUUCGACUGCAACACCCUCGCAAUGACGCAACACUAAAAUACCAUUGUAUUGUGUCAACACUGGUUUGCAAAUUAUCAGCUGUUCUGAAAAAUAAAAACAUUGCCGCAAAAAAAUUAAAGUGUAUAAAACAUGUAAAAAAAGAGAAAAACCAAACAAAAAAUGGAUAGAAAGUGAAAUAAAAUUUAUAUUGGAAUAUUUGCAGGAAGCACCAGAAAUAGAGGUACCGACAGCACACAUUUUUUAUAAAAAACUGAUAGAAAAAAACCCGUAUAGACGCUACAUGGGAGCUGAAUCGGUGGAAAGUGCGGCACUUGAAAACCUCUUUUAAAAAAGCAAGCGAUUGGCGAAAGUCAACAGGAGCAGGCCUUUUCGAGUCCGAUGUUGGGAUGUCGAGUGUUGAAGGAAACGUUCUGCAGAUGUGCCCUCUUUUUAAUCAACUCAACGGUAUUUUUGGAGCAAAACGUACAGCUGCAUUGUCAUUUGAAGUGUUCGAUACUGGCGACACGGCCAUCAUGGACGAAAGCGCGACGGACCAAAUAUUGGAAGAAACUUUUUGCGAUGUGGAAGAAGAAAAUCAAUAUUCAAUUGAUCUCGUCAAUGACGAAAGUCAACCAUCAGGCAAUGUGAAACUCCAGCUGCAAUGCAACAUGCCAAUCACAGUAAUUUUGACAAUGACAACAAUAAUAUCAGUAUCAGUGGACAAGAGUACAGCUACUCAUCGCUAGUUGAUAACAAUAGUGUACGUUUACUAAAAUAGCACUUUCGCCAUAGCUACAUAUGUCUAAGCAAACUGUUGGGUUUUGUUCUAAUGCAGAAUUAUCUUCAUUUAUUUUUUUUUUUUUAAUUUUUCCAGUUUAGAUAAUUCUUGAUACCCAGCGACACAAGAUUUAAGUUUAUAUUGGCAUUAUAACACACGCUCUUGUAGCGUGCCAAGUCCUCACGAAUUAAAUUAGUCGUUAAAACCUGACCUUCCAUUUCGUCAAUAUCGACAUCUUAAUUUUCAUUGAAAAUGUAAAAAAAAAAUAUUUUUUUUUUUAAUUUGUUUUAGAUUUUACUGUACAUAUAUUCUUAUUUGUUGAAUCUGCAUCUAUGUAUGUAUAUAUAAAAAAAUAAAACUCAAAAACGGCUGAACCGAUUAGGCUUAAAUUUGGUUUGUAGGUAGGUUAGAACCGGGAGAAGGAUAUAGCCAUUCUCGCGUCGAGAACGUGAAUUAACUGUGGUAUAAAAAUCAUAACUAACAUUCCAUAUAAAACGCAAAUAGAGAAAUGAACAUAUCGUUCCAAACAUCAGUGUAGGCGUUCAUUUCGAAAAAGUUAAAACAAAACGAAAAAUCAGUCAAAACAUCAAUGUUGCCGUUCAUUUGAUUUGACGGAAAUAUAAUGUUGUCUUUGGUUGAAUAAUUAUAAUUGACGAUAAAUCGUGCAAUGGAGGACGCAUUUAGUAGAGUACUGAAACGGAAACGUGAAUAUGAUCAGCAGAAAUAAACUUAGUAGUUAAAAUGAAUAUACCCCUGUUGAAUCUCCAACAAAAAGAAGUACAGUGAGCAAAAAAAGUUUACGUUCAGAUCAUCAUAAAAGAUUUAUGGUCUGAAAUCCCAACUAAAACAAACCGUAAUUAGAAAUUUUUUUUAUGCAAUGUGCACCGAUACAAUUAAAAUUAAAUAUUUGAUUUAAUAAUGCCCUUCAUUUUUUUCAAGGAAUUCAAUAUUGUCAUACAGCAAAAAAAAAAAAAACAAAACAAGUAAGGAAGGGCUAAGUUCGGGUGUAACCGAACAUUCGCAAUUUAUUUAUUUAACUUUAUUUAUAUUAAUAAUACACAAUUUGACCCACAUAUUCGUCAUAUAUAUUGUAUAAAGUCCAUUGAAAGUUGGAAACUAUAAUAUUAGUUCAGAAGCACCGAGGUCCUCGUGUUCGAUAUAUGGGGCCUUAAAAACCUAUGGUCCGACUUCGGCGAUUUUUAGAAUGGGGCUGCCACACUAUUAACAUAGUAUUUGUGCAAAGUUCUGCAUCGAUAUCUUCACUAGUACUUACUUUAUAUAUUGUAAAGUAAACGAUUCAGAUUGUCUUCAAACUUCUGGUAUAUAGGAAGUAGGCGUGGUUGUAAAGCGAUUUGGCCUAUUACAAACCAAGUUUCAUUGAAAU
This is a messenger RNA of Zeugodacus cucurbitae (melon fly), 2192 nucleotides long. RefSeq lists its product as uncharacterized. The record is from RefSeq and is a predicted model, not a curated record. The transcript is spliced from 4 exons. NCBI's taxonomy places the organism in Eukaryota, Metazoa, Arthropoda, Insecta, Diptera, Tephritidae. The coding region runs from base 438 to 776 and encodes 112 amino acids.